Mycena indigotica is the source of this 1203-nucleotide messenger RNA. RefSeq lists its product as uncharacterized. Bases 1 to 1203 code for a protein of 400 amino acids. The transcript has a single exon. NCBI's taxonomy places the organism in Eukaryota, Fungi, Basidiomycota, Agaricomycetes, Agaricales, Mycenaceae. The record is from RefSeq and is a predicted model, not a curated record.
AUGCCCUGCGUACUCCCGCCAGAGCUCCUCACGCACAUCGUCGCGCAGCUCGACCCCGAUCACGAUGACGCAAGGGCCGCGCUCCUGGCUACCGCCGCCGCGUCCCGCGCCAUGACCUACCUGUGUCAGGAGCGGCUCUACCGGACCGCCAACGUCCGCACGGACCGCCUGCCUUCGACAAACGCGCAUUUCGCAGCGUUCCCACAUCUCGCGGCGCACGUGGUGGAGGUGCAGCUAGAAUACGCGGAAGCCAGUGAGUGCGAUCUGCUGGAUGUUCUGUUGGCACGAUUCAGCAACGUCCGGGUGUUCAGCGUCAAGGGGCAAGGUAGGUGGAGCACUAUCGAGGAGAAGUUUGGAGCAGCGGUCGAGGAGCGAUGGAGACACGGCGGCUUGCGGCGCGUCAGCCUCUGCGGCUUCCGUGAAGUACCGGCGGAGGUGUUGAUGUUGUUCUGGGGUGCGAGUCGCGAUGUGACGCUGUUUGACGUGACCGUCGCGCUGGAAGAAGAAGACGAUCAUAUUGCUGCAGAGACGAUCAAUCCGAUCAGCCGCCUAGCGACGAGCGUGCCCACCCUCCACCCUCCGCUGCUGCGUGUUCUCCUUCCGCACGCCGCCGCGCUGCGCAGCCUCACCAUCACUGACCUCGGCCUCGCGCCGACCGCUUUGAUCGGACCGCUCCUCUGCAUCACGGCUAACACGCUCACGCAUCUCUCCCUGACACUCUCGCCCCACGCCCCACCCUCAGGCUGCCGCUCCGAGUCCCCCAUCCUCCUCCCGUUUCUCCCGCAGCUCUUCAGUCUCUCGCUGCACUUCUCCUUCCCCGACCCGCGCGUGUGCAACGCGCCUGAGUCGCACCCGCCGCCGCCGCUUCUCCUCGCGCUGCUGGCCGCGCUCCUCCUCGGCACGCCCGCGCUUCGCCGGCUCGUCCUCCGGCCCGCAGUCCCCGUGUGCACCGAGUGCCGCACGCACGUGCCUCCCGUGGGUGGGGCGCUGGGCGAGCUGGACGCGCUGGUGGCGGGGUAUAUCGGGAUGUGCCCCGCGCCGGUGUCGACGAGGAAGGCGUGCUGGGUGCCGCGGUUCGUCUAUGCGGAUGGGGAGCGGACGGGGGAGGAGGUGGAUUUGGGGGAGUAUAGCGCGGCGAUGUGCGGUGCGAUGCCGUGGGCGAUGAAGCUGGGGAUGCGUGUCCUAGCGGACUCGGAUGGUUAG